Messenger RNA from Alternaria alternata, 1210 nucleotides. RefSeq lists its product as hypothetical. The coding region runs from base 177 to 803 and encodes 208 amino acids. Lineage: Eukaryota; Fungi; Ascomycota; Dothideomycetes; Pleosporales; Pleosporaceae. The transcript has a single exon. The record is from RefSeq and is a predicted model, not a curated record.
GGGCGGUAAGCUUCAUGAUAGGCAGUCGCUUAGUGAACUCGUGAACUAAUGUAAAGAAGGAAAGCGAUGGCGAUGGAGACUUAGACUGCUACCGACCACUGACUUUAUAUCUGCAGCUCCUUAGCCUCCCUGGGGUCUCUAGAUCACGAUGUCGAUGAUGGAAACGAAACAGAAACAUGGUGUUCGUCCUCCUAUCCUUGACCCAUACCCAUGCCCUGCAUGAUCCUCUUCGACCUGUACGAGUCGUCACAAGCAUACGCAAGACAUGCUACUCUUUCGUAGCUUCAGCCGGGCUUGGCGACAUGGAGGUCUGGGAGUAUGUACGCUUGGACCCACCAUUGGAUCACUUCCUAUCAUUUUUGCUUGGUGUUGUAUAUGACCGUUGCUGUGAUACGAAGCGCGCGUGUACAUACCCAAGUGAAUUCGCCGCAAUCACAGCCCAUGAUGCAGUUUCCAUUGUCGUCCAGAACAUUAUCACGAUACAACCGGUCACAAAGCCCGAUAGUUCACAUCAACAUGCCGAGCCUCAAUGUCAAUUUCAAGCUGCAGAAGAACCCCAUCAGUUCAAACCACUAGCCUCGCGUCUCCCCAUGCCCGUUCUUCCAGCCCUGAACAACACGGCUAGUCAGCCACGUAAGCCUCCAAUGAUACACCACGCAACUCAAAGCAAAUCGGACCCAACUGAAUCAAGAGACCAGAUCUCAUCACUUGUAGUUUGGUCUCCAACGUCUCUGUGUAUAGUCGACAUGCCUUACGUAUGUGCGGGUCGAGCAUCGGUAGGUUCCGCCGAAGAAGACGCGUAGACAUGUCUUGGCAAACACUUCCAGCACCCAACUCUACUACUUUUGAGGUCAAGCGCACUUCGGGAGAGCCGCAUACCCAGCGUGAAACUCUAGAGUGACCAAUGAGGCGCUUCUUGAUUAUGUAGGUGACAGUUCUCGUUCAAGGCAAAUCCCGGGCAUGAGGCUUGGCGGGCUGUGCUUGCGUAGGUGUGCUAGGAGGCUUGCGCGUGGGCAAGAGACGCGUAGCGAGGGCUAAGCAUCUUGCAUUGGUGCUUGACCUGAUGUUUGGGGGCCGAGAGAGUGCAGACAGGGAAGGAGGGGCGUUUUGACCUUCCAGGAUUGCGGAGAGUCACCGAUGUAAUCCUGAGGAUGAACUGCUACGUGAAUAGAUCUGUGAUGUUUGUCUUGUUCUUUUAUAUCAUGUACCA